Molecule: messenger RNA, 1518 nt
Organism: Arctia plantaginis
Lineage: Eukaryota; Metazoa; Arthropoda; Insecta; Lepidoptera; Erebidae
Source: the annotation of a GenBank genome assembly
AUGCUAGUUCAAUUAAGUUUGGUGUUUAUAAUAGUAUGGUUGCUGGUGUUGAGAUGGGAACGGAGGAGAAUGAUCCAACUAGCCAGUAAGUUUGGCAGUCCAAAUUUGUGGCAACUGCCUGUCAUAGGACAUUCCUAUGUAUUUAUUGGAAGUGAUGAAGAUCGCAUGACGGCAUUCCAGAAACUUGGCAGGAAAACAAAUAAUACCAAGGAAGGUAUCAUAAGUUUUUGGCAGGGCCAUAAACUUUAUCUUUCGGUUAGUGACCCAAAGAGUGCUGAAUUCAUUUUAAAGAAUUGUCUCGAAAAGGAUGACAUAAUGAAGAUCUCAAGAUUAACCACUGGCAAUGGCACUGUGUUUGCACCAGUCAAAAUCUGGAGACCUCGACGAAAAGUUCUUGCUCCAACUUUUAGCCCUAAAAAUUUGUUGGAAUUUGCCAAAAUAUUUUCCCGUCAGAGCGACAUCAUGGUGGAACAAUUAAAGCCUGUUGCGCAUUCAAAAGACGUCUCAAUUUGGAAUUUUGUAAAUACAUACACUUUGGAUUCCGUAUGCGAGUCAACUCUCGGUGUGUCAAUACAUGCCCAAAAGUUGAUUGAGCAGCCGUUACUAAAGUCCUUGGAACAAAUCACUAUACUGGACUCGGCCCGCAUGUGUCAACCUUGGCUGUAUAGUGAUACAAUUUACAAAAUGAUGCCAGCUUAUAAACGACAUACAAAAUGCAGAAAAAUGAUUUUUGACUUUAUUAAUGAGGUCAUCAGAGCUAAAAGAAAUUUGAUGCAAGAAGAAAAGAGUCUGCUGAAAUCUGAGUCAGAACAAGCUGUAAGACAAGAAGGUGUACGUUCAUUUUUGGAGCUUUUGAUAGAAUCAUCAGGUGGAGACAAAGGAUACACAGAUUUAGAGCUGCAAGAAGAAACCGUAGUUCUUGUGGUAGCUGGGACUGACACUUCUGCUGUUGGAACGUCGUUCACUAUACUUUUACUAUCCAAGCAUCUGGAUGUGCAAGAGAAAAUUUACCAAGAAUUGCAGGAAGUAUUCGGAGAUUCAAAGAGACCAAUAGUGCCAGAAGAUUUACCUCGACUGAAGUAUUUGGAUGCUGUCAUUAGAGAAUCAUUACGUUUAUAUCCUCCAGUUCCAGUUAUAGUUAGAAAAGUAGAAAAUGAAAUUACCUUGCCAUCGGGUGAAACUCUAGUGAAGGGUACAGGAAUACUUGUCCACAUUUGGGCAAUAAACCGAAAUCCCAAAUAUUGGGGUGAUGACGCUGAUCUGUUUCGACCUGAAAGGUUUAUUGACACCCCGUUAAAACAUCCCGCAGCAUUUAUUUCGUUCAGCUAUGGGCCAAGAGCUUGCCUAGGUUAUCAAUACGCAAUGAUGUCAAUGAAGACAGCGAUGGCGAACCUUCUCCGUAAUUACCAGUUUCUUCCAGCGUCCAAUGCAGGCACUAAACAACCAAUAAGGCUCAGAUUUGACAUUAUGAUGAAGUCUGUUGAAAACUUCACGGUACAAAUCAAACCUAGAUUCUAA